AUGGCAUUCCCUGCUAUCCGAGCGCGCAUGGCCGCGCAGGUACACAUAACCGGAAUCCCCAUGCCAAAGAAUCUCGCCGAAAGCAAGCUACUGCUAUCCGCGCUCCAGAAAUUCGGAGAAGUAAUAACAUACCGCAAUCUCAAAUACGACACAACCAAUAACUCACCAAGCACCAACCGACCGAUCGUGGCGAUCUUCGAGACAGCGGACGCAGCAGAGCGCGCGAUAGCAGCUUCGCCAAUCACCAUCCCUCUACCGACACCCUCCAAGUCCCAGACCACCUCGACCUCCUCUUCCGAUACGCCGCGCUCACUGAUGUUCGAAAUCCAGAGCUCGCGACAUAACCACGCCUCGGCGCUGAAACGGAGUCCGUUCUACUCUACCUACAACCUCUUCAAGAACAACCCCGUCUACGAAGAUCUGAUUAGCGAAGGGACGGGUAUUCCAUUGAAGGAGCUUGCUGAUACGCUUGCGAGCAAGAAAUAUCGUAUCGGCGCUGGCGUUAAGGAGAAUAUCCAGGAGGAGAAUCGGCAGAUGGGAGCGAUGAGUUUGGUGAACAUGUGGAAGGAGGGGAUGGGGAUUGAGAUUGAGGAGGAGGAAGAGUUUGAUCAUGGAUAUACGGCAGCUGAGAUUUUCGGGAUCAGCGAGCCCGGGGACGUGAAGCAGAAUGAUGAUGUCUGA
Penicillium paradoxum is the source of this 681-nucleotide messenger RNA. RefSeq lists its product as uncharacterized. The transcript is spliced from 2 exons. Lineage: Eukaryota; Fungi; Ascomycota; Eurotiomycetes; Eurotiales; Aspergillaceae. The coding region runs from base 1 to 681 and encodes 226 amino acids. The record is from RefSeq and is a predicted model, not a curated record.